This is a messenger RNA of Zingiber officinale, 2480 nucleotides long. Its product is annotated as oligopeptide transporter 4-like. The coding region runs from base 60 to 2273 and encodes 737 amino acids. The transcript is spliced from 6 exons. Gene Ontology annotation, biological process: transmembrane transport. Lineage: Eukaryota; Viridiplantae; Streptophyta; Magnoliopsida; Zingiberales; Zingiberaceae. Gene Ontology annotation, molecular function: oligopeptide transmembrane transporter activity. The record is from RefSeq and is a predicted model, not a curated record.
GAAAGCCACUCGCCUUCUUCCAUACCGAGUGUCUGCCCUCGCUCAAGAUCUGAACUGGAAUGGGCGGCGGUGGCGUGGCGGCGCUGGAGACGGGGAUGACGGAGAAGGAGGACGAGGAGGAAUCCUCGCCGAUCGAGGAGGUUCGCCUGACGGUGGCGUCCACCGACGACCCGUCGCUCCCGGUGUGGACCUUCCGGAUGUGGACGCUCGGCCUCAUCUCCUGCUGUUUGCUCUCCUUCCUCAACCAGUUUUUCGCCUACAGGACGGAGCCGCUCAUGAUCACCCAGAUCACCGUCCAGGUCGCCUCCCUCCCGCUCGGCCACUUCAUGGCCCGGGCGCUCCCGACGGCCAAGUUCCGCGUGCCCGGCCUCGGCCUCGUCUCCCUCAACCCGGGCCCCUUCAACAUGAAGGAGCACGUCCUGAUCUCGGUGUUCGCCAACGCCGGGGCCGCCUUCGGGAGCGGCUCCGCCUACGCCGUCGGGAUCGUCAACAUCAUCAGGGCAUUCUACAAGCGGAGCAUCAGCUUCCUCGCCGGAUGGAUGCUGAUCACCACCACCCAGGUGUUGGGCUACGGGUGGGCAGGGCUGAUGAGGAAAUACGUGGUGGAGCCGGCGCAUAUGUGGUGGCCGGGCACGCUCGUCCAGGUCUCGCUCUUCCGGGCUCUGCAUGAAAAGGAUGAGCGACGCAUGUCGAGGGCCAAGUUCUUCGUCAUCGUACUCGCCUGCAGCUUCACCUGGUACACCGUCCCCGGUUACCUCUUCCCCACUAUCACCAACAUCUCCUGGGUUUGCUGGGCCUUCUCCAACUCCGUCACCGCCCAGCAGAUCGGCUCCGGCCUUCAGGGUCUUGGCCUCGGCGCCUUCACCCUCGACUGGGCUGCCGUCGCCUCUUUCCUCGGCAGUCCCCUCGUCAGCCCCUUCUUCGCCAUCGCCAACGUCAUCGUCGGCUAUGCCCUGCUCAUGUACGUCGCCAUCCCCGUCUGUUACUGGGGCUUCAACCUCUACGAUGCCAAGACCUUCCCCAUCUUCUCCUCGGACUUGUUCACAGCGUCCGGCCAGGCAUACAACAUCACAGCCAUCGUCAACGAUAGGUUUGAGAUCAACAUGGAGGCAUAUGAGCAGCAGGGGAGAAUAAAUCUCAGCAUGUUCUUUGCCUUGAGCUAUGGCUUCGGCUUCGCUGCAAUCGCUGCGACGCUAACGCACGUCAUGUUUUUCUACGGAGGAGAGAUCUACGAUAGAUUCCGGGUCGCAUACAAAGGGAAGCCGGACAUCCACACGAAGCUAAUGAAGAAGUACGAAGAUAUCCCUCAAUGGUGGUUUCAAGUACUCCUUGUAGUGACAUUCGCAGCUUCUCUCAUCCUCUGCACCGUCUUGAAGGACCAAGUACAGCUCUCAUGGUGGGGGCUCAUCUUUGCCUGUGGUAUGGCCUUCAUUUUCACCCUCCCAGUUAGCAUCAUCACUGCAACUACGAACCAGACACCAGGCCUCAACAUUAUCACAGAGUAUAUGAUGGGAUUGAUACAACCUGGGAAGCCCAUCUCUAAUGUUUGCUUCAAGGUUUUUGGCUACAUGAGCAUGGCCCAAGCUGUGUCCUUCCUAUCCGAUUUCAAGCUCGGACACUACAUGAAGAUUCCACCCAAAUCCAUGUUCCUGGUUCAGUUCAUCGGCACCGUGAUCGCGGGGACGAUCAACCUGGGCGUGGCCUGGUGGCUGCUGGGGUCCAUCGAGCACAUCUGCGAGCCCCACAAUCUGCCGGAUAACAGCCCCUGGACGUGCCCGUCCGACCGCGUCUUCUUCGACGCGUCGGUGAUCUGGGGACUGGUCGGGCCGAGGCGCAUCUUCGGGCCGCAAGGCAACUACGGCUCGCUCAACUGGUUCUUCCUCGGGGGCGCCGUCGGCCCCUUCAUCGUCUGGCUCCUCCACAAGGCGUUCCCGAGUCAGUCCUGGAUCCCCCUCGUGAACCUGCCAGUCCUGCUGGGGGCGACCGGGAUGAUGCCGCCAGCGACGUCGCUCAACUUCAGCGCGUGGAUCACGGUCGGGACGGUCUUCAACUUCUUCGUCUUCCGGUACCGGAAGAAGUGGUGGGAGAGGUACAACUACAUCCUGUCGGCGGGGCUGGACGCGGGCUUGGCCUUCAUGGGCGUGCUGCUCUACUUCACGCUGAGCAUGGAGAACAGGAGCAUCAGCUGGUGGGGCACCAAUGGGGAGCACUGCCUCCUCGCCUCCUGCCCGACGGCCAAGGGAGUGCAGGCGGAUGGGUGCCCUCUGUUUUAGUUAUUCUUUUUUCAGUACAUAGACACAUAAACACCCAAUUCCUUAGCCUCCGUCACUGUCGACGGAGCAGUUCAGUUAGAUUAUGCUAAGCUUUGUUGGUAUUGGACCUGGUCAAGAAUUUCCCUGCAAGAUCUGUAGACUUUAGCUUUGAAUAGCCAAAGAUUCAAGAAUGCAGAAAAAUAUCGUCGUAGAAUUCAUUGAACAAAA